ACGGUUUUAUGUAACAGUUCCAUCCAAGAAAUUUAGAAACGAAAGCGCAGUGAAAAGCAAAACGGCGGGAACUAACGAAAGAAGAGCAGAGUUUCAUCGUCGAACACCUGGAGAUCACAAUAACAACAGCGGCAGCAGCAGCAGCAUCGGCAUCAAGAACAAUGGUUCUUCUCUUUCUUCUCGCUUUCUUGAUGAGUGUGACCUGUAGCUGUAGCGUAUCGCAUGGACUGAUCAUCCCUGAGAAAUAUUCUCUAAUGAGAAAUGGAUCGGCUCAUGUCUCUGCAUUGUACGUGAUGGGAGACUCUUCUGUUGAUUGUGGAGACAGCACUCCCUUGUACCCUUACAUUCAUCGCAAUCUUUCUCUGCUUCCCUGUAAUGGCUCCGAUAGAACGCUUCUUCCCUAUCUUCUUGCUGAAAAGAUGGGCUUGCGAAAUAUCUCUCCAUUUUAUGGUCAGAAUGGCUCAAUUGAAGGGAUAAGACGCAGUUUGAAUUAUGGUUCAGCUCAUGCAACAAUCAUGAAACCUGGUAGUCUGAGCCAUCAGUCUCUUAACCAACAACUACGCCAAGUAUUUGAAACCUUUCAGUUUUUGCAACUCCAGCUUAGCGAGGAAACUGCACAACAUUUUAUCAGAUCCUCCAUGUUUUACCUCUCAUUUGGCAGAGAUGACUAUGUUGACCUCUUCCUUAGAAAUUCUUCUGGCGUAAUGCUCAAGUACAGUGGCCCAGAAUAUGCUCGGAUUCUGGUCAAUCAGAUGGUUCUUGCAGUAAAGAGCCUUUAUGAUGCAAAUGUUAGGAAUAUCAUAUGCAUGGGAAUAUUGCCACUGGGAUGCACACCACGUAUGGUAUGGGAAUGGCAUAAUGUAACUACAAUUGAUGCCAGAAGGGGUUGUGUGGAAGAGAUCAAUGAGCUGGUUUUGCAAUACAACAUAAUACUGGAUGAGCAUAUUAUGGAGCUAAAAACAGAGUUAUCUGAUGCUCAGAUCAUCUUCUGUGAUGUAUACCAAGGAAUUAUGGAGAUCAUGACCAAUCCACUACAAUACGGAUUCGAAGAUGUAAAUAAUGCGUGCUGCGGGCUUGGUCUGCACGGUGCAAUUAUUGGUUGUCUUUCUGCAGAUAUGGCCUGCAAUCAGCCUUCAGCUUAUGUCUGGUGGGAUCUCUAUAAUCCUUCACGAGCAGUGAACUCCUUUCUUGCUGAGGCAAUAUGGUCUGGCCACACCUUUCCUGGCAUUUGUCGUCCUAUCUUGGUCCAGGAUCUAGUUUACUCUCCAGUUGUGCAUCUAACCUGAGUGCUGUCAACACAACGCAUGCUUGAUCAAAUUGUUUUCUUGCCUUUGUUGCUUGAAUUUUGGUUACAUAUCAUGCUGGGCAUCUCAGAUUGAUUGAAUGCAGAAUUCUUUGUUAGUGUGACACAGAUUUGUGAUGAUAUCUCCAAUUACUCCUACAAAUUGUUUCCUGUAACUCAAAUCUUGUGUAUAUGAGGUGCUAAUGCAAAGUUCUUGUGAAUAAUUGUGUCAAACAGCCUUGUUCCACAUAAUAGAAAUUUGCUGUCUCGAACA
Hevea brasiliensis (rubber tree) is the source of this 1556-nucleotide messenger RNA. RefSeq names its product GDSL esterase/lipase At1g71250. Bases 162 to 1286 code for a protein of 374 amino acids. The transcript is spliced from 3 exons. Gene Ontology annotation, molecular function: hydrolase activity, acting on ester bonds. The record is from RefSeq and is a predicted model, not a curated record. Lineage: Eukaryota; Viridiplantae; Streptophyta; Magnoliopsida; Malpighiales; Euphorbiaceae.